GCACAUUCACUAAUACUCCAUGCAUACUUAGCCAUGGGGCAUGCUUGCGCCCAAACUCAAUCGAUGACUCGUUUUCUUUCUGGACCGAGUGGCCAGCGUCAAGCAGACUGCACGUGGGUCGUCUAGAGACAGUAGUUGACGGUGUUGCUGGGACGAUCACAUGAGUCAGGACUUGCAGCAUAGUGACGGGUGGGGCGGAAGCCCGGAACCGAGCAGUGCCAAUCAAUCUGAAAUCGUGGCAGGAGAAUUUGCAGCGGCCGACUUAGCAGAUCAAUCCCACUAUCCAGCACAACAUCCCUCCACACGUUGUAGAAGCGUGACGUACGAAUCCUUGCGGAGGAAAGAGCCUCUUUCGAAGAGGCAGAGGCAGAUCGACGAUUGGAUAGAUUCGAGAAGAUGAAAUUUGCAGCUGAUGUAUGAAUAUUGAUGCCAGAUGGAGAAGAAUAUGUCUGAGGAGGAGGCGGAGAUGGGGGAGAUUAUUGCUAAGGAGGAGGUGAUCAUGAAUCAGGUUUGUCCACAAGGCAGAAGUGUCGACAUGGAGGCGACCGUUUGGGCGGCGUCUGUGGGGCGAUUCUGGGUCCUCUCCCAGAUCGCCGACGAAGACGAUGAUGAAGACCGAGGAUCUCCGUCGUCUCCACUGCAGGAGUCUUCUUCGCGGGCGCUAGAGUACCGUCGAUCACCGCCGUCGGGGCUUACGACUAUGGCGGAUCUGGGGCUCUCGGCGGUGCUCCGCCGUGAGGAGAAGAAGAAAAAGCAGCGGCAGGCUGCGUUGUCUACGCUUUCAGGUAAGUUUUUCGAUUUCGAUUUUGUUCCUGACGUUUUACCGUGCAGAUCGCCGCCGUUACGAAGCGCGAAGCGGAUCACGUCGAUGAAACAUCCAGUGAGCCCGCCAUCGACGUUCUUGCUUGAUUGUUUCAAGGCGGAGGAAUGGCUCCUUGUAGAGAGGAGAAAGAAUAGGCGUCGAUGCAACCUCAAGUCCCGACGCCGUCGUCUCUGCUCGCCGUCGGCGAGUAUGUCGCCGCCGGGUCCGAAUCGAAUGUAUUUUCAAACUCAUGAUCCUGCUGUUAGGACGGGCCGUAUGGGCCUGGUUCACAGUUUUGCCGAUCGUCGGGAUUCCGCUAAGGGCAGUAUGGGCCUGGAACCCGCGCUCGUGCCGCGCGCGUUCGACGCCCGAUCGAUGAUUGAUCUGUAAUGCAAAGAGAUCGACGGGUUGGUUAGGGUUCUCUCAGCAAAAUCGCGUCCCUGCCCCGUGGGUGUCGUGUCUUCCACAGCUUGGUGUUUUCGCCGCGCGCCGCCAUGAGUCGGGGCGGAGGGAAUCCACAGCGAGGCGGUGGUACUCCGGGAGCGGGUCAUGGAGAUGGUCGCUGGGAAGGAGGGUUUAACCCCCAUGCUGGUGGUCGCGGGGACGCUCGAUCGGUCUGAUGGUCAUGGCGACGGCCGUGCUGAUGCACGUGCUGAUGGCCGGGGCGACCGUGCGGACGGCCGUUUUGAUGGCCGUGGCAAAAACUUCUUCGAGGGAGGAACGAGCGGGACUGCUAGCAGCGAUGGGUUUCCGGCCACCUCCGUCUGGUCAGCAGCAGCAGACGGGUGUUUUCGAUGACGGCGUCUUCCGCGCCGGUUCUCGUCCGCCAAAUAAUGGGUUUGCUGGAGGUAGCUCUCGUGGUAAUCAAGGUUACAACCGUACCUAUGAAUUCUGGCGGUAACAAUUACAAUCCGAGACGUCCAUACAACUCAAGUUCUUUCAAUAGUAGAGAUUUUGGUUCUGGUUUGACUGAUGGUCCGGAUUUGCGUGGACUGGAUGAUGCUCAGCGGCAGAUGGUGAAAGAAGCUGCUGAGGCUUUUGCAAGGCAACUGUCGUCGGUAAACAAUAUUGUUCAGCCUGUCAUGUCCACUGUUGUGCCAACGGUGGAUCUUGUUUCGGCGGCGGUGCCUCCACGGAGGACUGGUUUUGCUUCCGUGAGAUAGACUUAUGUGCCAAAAGUUGUUCCUUCGGUUAACCAAAUGGACAUUGAUACUGUUCGUGCGGGCCCUAAUAAUACUUCUACUCCGGAGGCGUUUCUGGACACUUCUGGGGGUGAAGGUGGUGUUGUGAUCUCGGAUGCAGCUGUGGGUGCCACUAAGAAAAAGGCGCCUAACUGUUUUAGGUGUCACAAAUCGGGUCAUUGUCUUAAUGAAUGUGAUGCUAUUCUUUGCGAAUGUUGUCAAAGUGCAGAUCAUGCGUCAAGGGGUUGUCCCAUUCUGAGGGAUCCUAGGCCUAGAUUGCAAGUGUAUGGGGUGGCUCAUGCUGAUCUCACUUUUUGGGAGCUGCCACUGUCUGGUGAUGUUAGGCCGAGGGUUGAGAAUACUAGACUUGGCAGGGUUGCAGUGACUGGUGACAUAAUGACGAUACCAGAAAUCAUUGCACAACUCCAGUACUUGGUGCCUGAUGAGCAAUAUCAGUGGGAGGUGCAGCAGAUGGAGGAGAAUGUGUUCAGAGCUAAUUUCCCAAGCAGGAUUGAUUUAGUGCGUGUCGAUAGGUUUGGGAGUUUCCAUGUUCCUCACUCGCAGAUCUCUUUGUGUUUUGACUUUUGGUGGAAGGAUGUUGAGCCUGUUUGGA
Lolium perenne is the source of this 2596-nucleotide messenger RNA. The record is from RefSeq and is a predicted model, not a curated record. NCBI's taxonomy places the organism in Eukaryota, Viridiplantae, Streptophyta, Magnoliopsida, Poales, Poaceae.